GUGCUCAACCACGCCGCCUCAUCUACUCCGCAAACCGGGUAAAUAAACGCGGGAUGGUUCUUUCAUUUAUACUGGUGCAGAAUCGCCAGGGUAAAACACGCCUGGCGAAGUGGUAUGCGCCUUAUAGCGAUGAGGAGAAAGUAAAACUCAAGGGCGAGGUCCAUCGCCUUGUCGCUCCCAGGGAUCAGAAGUAUCAAUCGAACUUUGUCGAGUUCAAACGGAGUACAAAGAUCGUGUACCGGAGAUAUGCAGGGCUGUUCUUCUGUGUGUGUGUUGACGCGACGGACAAUGAGCUAGCCUAUCUGGAGGCAAUACAUUUCUUCGUCGAGGUCCUGGACCAGUUCUUUGGCAAUGUCUGUGAGCUGGAUCUGGUGUUCAACUUUUACAAGGUAUAUGCGAUUCUCGAUGAGGUGUUUCUCGCGGGCGAAAUCGAGGAAACAAGCAAACAGGUUGUGCUUACGAGGCUGGAACACUUGGAUAAGCUCGAGUGAGCCCUUUGGGGGCCAAAUUUCAUUGCAGAGGGAAUCACUCGCUUUGACAUUACGUUGAUAAAGCGGACGUUAAUUUGCAUCAAGGUGACCUUGGGAUAUGGUCAUCUCACGGAGUUAUGAGGCUUGAUUCAAUCAUUGUCACAUAUUUGGGCGCAUUUCUCGUGACGUCCAUAUCUGCGUCACGUUCACCGUUCUCUGUUGUAUCUAAUUUUCGAAUACAUCGAUACCAUAUUCGUGGGAAUUGAGGGUUCAGGAGUUAGGCAGUACACUUGAGAGAUGUACUGUGCAGGACCACCGAACAACAGCCGAAAAAACUGCC
Messenger RNA from Aspergillus novofumigatus IBT 16806, 810 nucleotides. Its product is annotated as AP-2 complex subunit sigma. Lineage: Eukaryota; Fungi; Ascomycota; Eurotiomycetes; Eurotiales; Aspergillaceae. The record is from RefSeq and is a predicted model, not a curated record. Bases 54 to 491 code for a protein of 145 amino acids. The transcript is spliced from 5 exons. Gene Ontology annotation, biological process: clathrin-dependent endocytosis; protein transport. Gene Ontology annotation, cellular component: AP-2 adaptor complex; intracellular membrane-bounded organelle. Gene Ontology annotation, molecular function: clathrin-cargo adaptor activity.